AGUGGCUGCCUCGCCUUGUUGCAAUAUUAUUUCGUGGUUAGCUUUGCUCGUCUUUGGGUCUUCUCUUCCAUUCUUUACUUGUUGGCGAUAAUUCAAUUGGUCACUUGACGUCGCUUCUUGUUCCUUGUCGGCGAUAUCACAGUUCACAGAUUCAAUUUCAAAGAUGGAUUCAUCACAGAAUGCAACAGUGGGAAGUGGCGGCAAUGGCAUGUUGCCUACUCAAGUGAAUGAUACAGCAUCAGCAACAGCAGCAGAUGAUUCAAAGCAGAAUUUGAACCAGGUUAUUAACUCCAUCCAGAAGAAUCUGGGCCUCCUCCACCAGCUUUACUUAACUGUCUCUUCCUUCAACACUGCCUCCCAGCUUCCUCUUCUCCAACGCCUCAAUGGACUUGUUGUGGAGCUAGACAAUAUGGUUAAAUUGUCUGAGAAGUGCAACAUUCAAGUUCCUAUGGAGGUCCUCAAUUUGAUUGAUGAUGGGAAGAAUCCAGAUGAAUUCACGCGUGACGUUAUAAACAGCUGCAUUGCCAAAAAUCAGGUCACCAAGGGCAAAACUGAUGCGUUCAAGGGUUUGCGUAAGCAUCUUCUGGAGGAACUUGAACAGGCUUUUCCAGACGAAGUUGAAUCAUAUAGGGAGAUACGUGCAAUUUCCGCUGCUGAAUCAAAACGACUUGCUCAAGCACAGAGUUCAUUACCCAAUGGAGAUGUGAAGGUUAAGACUGAGCUUUAAGGGUCAUGUCAUUGAUAAAUCAGUGUUAGACAAGCACAUGCUGUAUAGCAAGCAAGGGAAGGUGUGCAGAAGGCUGAUGUGGACGUGCAAAGCUAUGAAGUGAUAAUUCUAAAUUCAAGCAGGCUUAUGAAGGUUUCAUGAUCGUUGUACUUUAAAUACCCUGCAAGAUUACUAGAAGAGACAAUUGGAAUUUGAAAGUAUUGAAGUUGAUAGUUCUAUGGAUUGAUGUAAGUGUUUCCACAACCGUACGCCUAUGGGAUUAACUUAUAAAUUUUAUCCAGCCGGCAAUUUUAAGACUUGA
Hevea brasiliensis (rubber tree) is the source of this 1028-nucleotide messenger RNA. RefSeq names its product mediator of RNA polymerase II transcription subunit 10b. Gene Ontology annotation, molecular function: transcription coregulator activity. Gene Ontology annotation, cellular component: mediator complex; chromatin. The coding region runs from base 164 to 727 and encodes 187 amino acids. Gene Ontology annotation, biological process: positive regulation of transcription by RNA polymerase II. The transcript is spliced from 7 exons. Lineage: Eukaryota; Viridiplantae; Streptophyta; Magnoliopsida; Malpighiales; Euphorbiaceae. The record is from RefSeq and is a predicted model, not a curated record.